GCCCAGCCUCGAGCCUGGGGUGGAAGCACGUGCUGGGGGCGGGAGCAGCGAUCGCAGCUAUGGCGUCGUUACUUUGGGGAGGCGACGCAGGGGCUGCGGAGAGCGAGCGGCUGAACAGCCACUUUUCAAAUCUCAUCCACCCCCGGAAGAACCUUCGGGGUAUUAAAAGUACCGCAGUCCCAAACAUAGAUGGUUCUCUUAACAUCGAAGAUGAUGAUGAAGAUGAUAUAGUGGACUUGGCAACUAAUUCACUCUUGAACAAGUUAAUCCGUCAGUCCUUAGUAGAAUCCAGUCAUCGAGUGGAAGUUUUGCAAAAAGAUCCCAGCUCUCCACUUUACUCAGUAAAAACAUUUGAAGAGUUGAGACUAAAGGAAGAAUUACUAAAAGGAAUCUAUGCAAUGGGAUUUAACAGGCCAUCCAAAAUCCAAGAGAUGGCUCUUCCUAUGAUGCUGGCACAUCCUCCCCAGAACCUCAUAGCACAGAGCCAGUCUGGAACAGGAAAAACAGCUGCCUUUGUCUUGGCAAUGCUAAGCAGAGUGAAUGCCUUGGAGUUGUUCCCACAGUGCCUCUGCCUGGCUCCUACCUAUGAAUUGGCUCUGCAGACUGGCCGUGUGGUUGAGCGGAUGGGAAAAUUCUGUGUGGAUGUUGAAGUGAUGUAUGCUAUUCGAGGGAAUCGAAUUCCCAGAGGCGCUGAAGUCACCAAACAGAUUAUAAUUGGCACUCCUGGGACUGUCCUAGAUUGGUGUUUUAAGCGAAAAUUGAUUGAUUUGGCUAAGAUUCGUGUGUUUGUCCUGGAUGAAGCAGAUGUGAUGAUUGACACCCAAGGAUUCUCAGAUCAGAGCAUUCGUAUUCAACGAGCUUUGCCCUCUGAAUGCCAGAUGCUUCUGUUCUCUGCAACAUUUGAGGACUCUGUGUGGCAGUUUGCCGAGCGAAUCAUUCCUGACCCUAAUGUUAUCAAGUUGCGCAAAGAAGAGCUGACCCUGAACAACAUCCGACAAUAUUAUGUGUUGUGUGAGGACAGGAAAGACAAAUAUCAAGCUCUGUGUAACAUUUAUGGUGGCAUCACCAUUGGCCAGGCCAUCAUCUUCUGCCAGACGCGUCGAAACGCCAAGUGGUUGACCGUGGAGAUGAUGCAGGACGGCCACCAGGUGUCCUUGUUAAGUGGGGAGCUGACAGUGGAACAGAGAGCUUCCAUCAUUCAGAGGUUUCGGGAUGGGAAAGAGAAGGUUCUUAUAACGACCAAUGUUUGUGCUCGAGGGAUUGAUGUGAAGCAGGUCACAAUUGUUGUGAACUUUGAUCUCCCUGUAAACCAAGCCAAAGAGCCAGAUUAUGAGACCUACCUCCAUCGCAUAGGGCGGACAGGACGCUUUGGGAAAAAAGGCCUGGCUUUCAACAUGAUUGAAGUGGACAAGCUGCCCCUGCUCAUGAAAAUUCAGGACCACUUUAACAGCAGUAUUAAGCAGCUUGACCCUGAAGACAUGGAUGAGAUUGAAAAGAUUGAAUAUUGAAGAAAGAACUCUAUUGUUUGUGAGAGAUAAUAGUUUAUGUGAGAAUGUUCCAGUGAGUUUUGAAGGUAGUUUUUUUUUUUCUUUUUUUUUUUUAAAUGUUCAGUCUAUUUCAAUGUGAAAUUGUU
Messenger RNA from Marmota monax (woodchuck), 1633 nucleotides. RefSeq names its product DEAD-box helicase 25 (gene Ddx25). The transcript is spliced from 12 exons. Lineage: Eukaryota; Metazoa; Chordata; Mammalia; Rodentia; Sciuridae. Gene Ontology annotation, cellular component: cytoplasmic stress granule; nucleus. The coding region runs from base 60 to 1508 and encodes 482 amino acids. Gene Ontology annotation, biological process: poly(A)+ mRNA export from nucleus. The record is from RefSeq and is a predicted model, not a curated record. Gene Ontology annotation, molecular function: RNA helicase activity; ATP binding; RNA binding.